Drosophila takahashii is the source of this 474-nucleotide messenger RNA. The record is from RefSeq and is a predicted model, not a curated record. NCBI's taxonomy places the organism in Eukaryota, Metazoa, Arthropoda, Insecta, Diptera, Drosophilidae.
AUGGGAAACACAAAUAUCUACGCUAUCAACUCGUCACCCUUCGUCAAGAUCAAUGAAGGUUUCUAUUACUUUGGGCAGGAAAAGGUAAAUUGGUUUAGAGCCUACGAGUCCUGUCGCAAGUUAGGUUCCGAACUGGUGACCUUCGAAACCCCCGAGGAGUUUGAGGCCGUUUCUGGGUACUUGAAAGACAGGGGAGAACGCUCGGAUCACUGGACAUCCGGAAACGAUCUGGGACACCAUGGGACUCACAAUUGGUUUACCAAUGCUCAACCCGUUAGCAUAAAUCGUUGGGCCCCCAAGCAACCCAACAAUUCAGGCGGAAACCAACGUUGCAUACACAUGGGUUACAUAUACGACUACUCUACGGACUUUCAGCUAAAUGAUCGUCGCUGCAGAGAUCAUAAGAAUAGUUCAAUGAAAUACGUGUGCGAGAUUAUGAUGCGUGCACCUCCGUCAUUUGUUGUAGGAAAGUAG